Zeugodacus cucurbitae (melon fly) is the source of this 1573-nucleotide messenger RNA. RefSeq lists its product as uncharacterized. Gene Ontology annotation, molecular function: hydrolase activity, hydrolyzing N-glycosyl compounds. NCBI's taxonomy places the organism in Eukaryota, Metazoa, Arthropoda, Insecta, Diptera, Tephritidae. The transcript is spliced from 5 exons. The record is from RefSeq and is a predicted model, not a curated record. The coding region runs from base 400 to 1434 and encodes 344 amino acids.
ACUAGUGAAUGCUUAAUAUAGUCGCAAUUGCUCUGGCUGCUUAACAGUUGUGUAUUCUAUUAUUGGAAUUUAGUACGCUGGAAGAGUGGCUGGUGAGCAGCAGCUGGCAAUAAUCGGUCAACAAAUGCGGAAAUUUAUUUACGUACAUGCAGCUAGUGAACAUAUAUGAAGUUACAAAGAAAUUCUGUGAAUAAAAGACUUUCAAUUAUAUUCGAAGUAUGAGAAUGAUUCAUGGCAUCUAAGCGAUAGCGUCUAAUCAUUUAAGCAAAUUGUGUGUGUGAUAAGCUGUUGUAAGAUUUUUUGCUGGAAAAACACAGAAACUAUAAUCUCUUGUGGUUAUUUUAAAGUUAUAUUGGCUGUGAUAAAAUCGUAAAAAAAUAAAAUCAAAAACCGUUGCUGAUGUCGACGCAAAACCGUUUCGUUAUCUUUGAUUGUGAUGGCGGCAGCGAUGAUGCCUGGGCGCUGCUGCUGCUGCUCAAGGCCGCCGCCGAGCAGCAUGUUACACUAUUGGGAGUGACUAUAUGUGGCUGUGGCAAUACUGAUCUGCACAAUGCUGCGCGCAAUAUGUAUCGCAUUUUGAAGGCGUGCAAUCGCACUGAGAUACCGAUUUUUUAUGGCGCUGCCGCGUCGCUUAUACCACCCACCACACCGGUCGAUGAUAAUGCAUAUUUUCAUGGCCGCGACGGUUUCGGCGACAUAUUGCCCCUGGAGAUAGACUACAAAUUGGACGAGGUGGUGCAAAAGGAACACGCUGCAGUGGCUAUAAAUAGAAUUUGCACGGAGCAUCACAAAAAGGUGACCAUAAUCGGUGUGGGCCCCUUGACGAAUAUUGCGCUUUGUUACUCAAUGUACGGCGAUGGCUUCGCGAAUGCCGUUAAGGACAUUUUUAUAAUGGGCGGUAAUCAUCAAGGCGUUGGCAACUGCACCCGCUGUGCCGAAUUCAAUUUUUAUUCAGAUGCUGAAGCAGCACAUGCCGUACUCGCAAGAAGCAAAUGUCCCAUCACAAUACUACCUUGGGAGCCCUGUAUGGAAGAUCGAUUCUUCAUAUGCAUUAAUUGGCGCUUGGACGUGCUUGGCGCCAUGGCUGCCAACACUUGCUCAGCCAUCGAGAUUAUGAACAAAGUAGAGCGCGCCCAAUGGUUGCCGUCGAAUUACAAAGGUUGGAUACCGUGCGAUGCUUUGCUGGUGGCUGCAUUUCUCUUUGAGAACAUGCUCGUGAAGAAGAAAAGCAAUUGGCAUGCGAUGGUGGAUUUGACAGGACACACGCGUGGUCAAAUGAUUUUGGAUCACCUACACGAGGUGGAGAAGUUUCCCAAGAACGUACACAUAAUUGAAUUAUUGGAUGCGGAUGUGUUUAAGAAAAUUGCACAAUGGGCGGUGGGACUUUAUGAUGAAUUCGUAAUUGAGCAUACCAAUGGGAAUGUCGGGCAGUAAGAGUUUGGAAUUUUAAAUAUGUGAAUGCUUUGAGAAGUUCUAUUGCUAUGAGUGGGUUUAAGAAAUUGAAAGCGUCGCUUUAAUAAAUAUGUAUUAAUUUUAUAAAUCCAGAAAAUAUAGAUUUACAUUUAAAAUUUUA